Messenger RNA from Cryptomeria japonica (Japanese cedar), 2557 nucleotides. RefSeq lists its product as uncharacterized. Gene Ontology annotation, biological process: base-excision repair. Gene Ontology annotation, molecular function: DNA-3-methyladenine glycosylase activity. The record is from RefSeq and is a predicted model, not a curated record. NCBI's taxonomy places the organism in Eukaryota, Viridiplantae, Streptophyta, Pinopsida, Cupressales, Cupressaceae. The transcript has 5 exons. Bases 660 to 2066 code for a protein of 468 amino acids.
GAUAGUGGAGAGGGUGGUUCCAUAGGUGGGGGUGCUCCUCAACCAUAGACCAGCAGUCAAUACUUGUUUUGGUUUGAUCCCACUGGCAUACUCUUCAUAUACACCUCAGCAUCCCACCGUCCCCACAGGCUUUGCUUUCUGAAUUUUGUGAUAAGAAUUUAGCAAGUGUAGUAGGAGCAGGAGUAGCCCAUCUGAGAAGCCUUGAGUGGCCCUCCCUCCCUAUUAAAGCAGCCCAAAAGCCCCCUCUCCCCAACAUCCACAGCUCAUUCUACAAAUGCAACGUAGAGAAGUUGUUUGUCAUCUUCAUCUUUAACAUUAGUGUACUUGAGAAAAGAGAGUUCUGCUGCUGCAUUAUUGCUGUCUCCUUGCAGAUUUGGUCUCAUUUCUUACACAGCCAUUUAAUGCAUGGUGGGUGGGGAAGAAGAAAGGAAUAACACGGCCUCAUUAGUGAUCCAGCAAGCCCACAGCCUAAAUUCUCCAUGAUCUUGAAAGAAAGGUGAGGUUUUUAUGUGCCCCAACUUAGAUAGAAAUUCAUCUAGAAUUCCACAAUUUCUGGAUGGGCGUUGAUAAAUUGGAAAGCUAGGAAUUGGGUUUUUUGAGAGGGUGAAUAAUUCAGAGACCCAAAAUCCAUUUUUGUUGAAGAGGAUUGAUUAAUCAUCAUGUCUGCAAAGGUUGAAGUUUGUGGUGGUGAAGAGUUGGCAGUGAUUGGAGGAAGGCCUGUGUUGCAACCUGCAUGCAACAGGGUUGCCAGAGCUAAUGAAGCCAACAAUGGGAAACCCAUGAUCAGGAAGCCUAUUAAGCCUCCUCCUCCUGCUCCUAAGCCUGUGCUUCCCACGAAGCUCCAUUGUAAUCAGAAUGUUCCUUCAAAACCUCAGUCAAAGUCGCCUUCUAGUUCUCCUCCUCUAAGCCCAUCUGCAAAGACUGGUCUCCUUACAAUUCCAUCAAAGAAUGCAGUCCCUAGAAUUCAGUCCAAAUCACCAGCCAUUUCAAAGCAAAAUGCAGUGGAAGAUUCACCUGCUCCUCCUUCAGAUACAGUUUGCAAAGAGGCCUCACCUGCGCCAACCCUCAAGCUUUCACAUUCACAAAGCAAGAACAAGCCUGUGAUCAAGCCUUCUUCCCAGAGGACCCUGCUUAAGAGAGCCAAUGACACAGGCUCAUUUAACGUGAGCGCAGAUAAACAGAGUGCCAAUGAAGCAGUCACACCUAAGGCAGCCAGUCCGAAGGCUGCUUCUUCUGUUGCAAUGAAAAUCAGCAUCGAUGGAAGGAAGAAAUCUCGGAAAUUAGAAGCCACCGAGGCCUCUCUGCUGUCUACAAAGCCUCCUGGGAGCUUUGCUGCAGCAAGGAAGGCAGAAAUGUCUGAGAUUUAUGCUCAGAGGAAGCUAAAGAUUGCACAUUAUGGCCGAAAACAAGGAAUGCCCAAGGCUGAAAAAGUUGUACCAGAAGAGAUUGCUUCUGCUGCUGUACAUUCUGAAGAUAUCAAGAGAUGCAGCUUCAUUACAUCACAAAGUGAUCCAGCUUACAUAACUUAUCAUGACGAGGAAUGGGGUGUUCCUGUCCAUGAUGACAAACUUCUUUUUGAGCUAUUGGUUCUAAUGGGUGCACAAGUGGGGAUGAAUUGGCCCACAAUAUUGAGCAAGCGCGAAUCCUUCAGAGAUGCAUUCGCUGGAUUUGAUCCUGCAAUUGUGGCUGGCUUCAGUGAAAAGAAAAUUGGAUCAAUCAGUGCAGAGCAUGAUAUCAUGGACGUCGCUAAAAUCAGAGGAAUGGUAGAGAAUGCCAAGCAAAUUCUUGAGAUUGUACAAGAAUUUGGCUCAUUUGACAAAUAUAUAUGGAGUUUUGUCAAUUACAAGCCUAUAGUGAAUAAGUACAGGCAUGGAAGGCACAUCCCUGUGAAGACAUCCAAAGCAGAAACAAUCAGCAAGGAUCUAGUGAAGAGGAACUUCCGCUUUGUAGGACCAACUAUCACAUAUUCCUUCAUGCAAGCUGCAGGCCUCACUAAUGAUCAUCUUGUUAACUGCUUUAGACACGAAGAAUGCCUUAGACUGUCAGAGCAAGGCAGCUGCAACUAGAUUUUUUUCUAGUAACCAGUGUUUCACAAAUAUUAAGCUAACUAUAAUGCUUUUUAGUAGACCUAAAGAGAUAAAUUAUGAAAGAGGCUGCUCUGAUGAAGACCCAGCUCCAUAUGCUAAUGAUCAUUUCCACUGACCCGGUGAUAGCAGCAGUAGUUGGUGUGUAUCUUUGGAUUGACUUCUUUGUAUAUGUGAAGUGUUGUACUCUAUACAAAACUAAAAACAAAUAGCCUAUAGAAUGCUGUAGAAACAUAGGAGUAUAGACAAAGGCUUGGGCUGUGUUUCCUUUAGGACUUGGAAUAUUUCACAGUUUUACAUUCUCUCUAUUCCCACCACAUGUUGGAGAUUUUCUAUUAGUUUCCUUUGUUGUCAUGGUGGUGAUGGAGUAGCAGUGCCAUUUAACUUGACUACUGAGAAAAUGACUUUAUUGUUAUCUGUUUGAUUAAAGAAAUGGUUAAUCAUGUUUCAAUGAAUUAUUGGUUUUAACACAA